UUCGUCUCUCUUAUGUAAACUUAACAGGAAUGAUAUUAUUUUGUAACUUGAUUGUAGGUGUUGAUACCAGAUGGAAGGUAUAUCCGUAAUCAAAAGGACCGUGUGGAGCUGACCUUAAAAGGUAAAGUCUCUAGGGCGAGUACCCCCUAUGGUUGUAGUCUGCGCUAGAGUUGGAAUGAAAGGCCAAAUCCACCUUAUUCCCCUCUGUUGAGAAUAUCAGUAAACUCUGCGUAUAGCACUUAAUUCAAAACGGUCUCUAUUAAGCGCUUUGCCUCGGAUAAUCUGGCAUCCACGGCCAGAAUUAUAUAAACCCGGAGCGUCCAAGGAGAUUGAUUUUGUGCAAAAGAUCUGGAGGGCAACAGCCAGACUCAACUUUGUGGAUUAUGAAUGGUUGCCUAUUUCUGGCACAAGAUGGAAAAGCCAACCCGGACUCUCUUCCCUUUCCAAAUGCAUAUGAGCAAUGUGUAUGGUCCCUGAAAGCCUGUCACUGGGGUCUCUUUGGGAUCGUGGGGGAAGACAUGCUACAUGGUCUUCAGGAUUAUAGCAGCUAUACUCUUACUAACCCCCCAUCUGGUUACCCUUCUUGGCCUCUCAAAGUCAAGGGGCUGUCUACUGAAAUGGCCUGUAGAUUACAGGUAAAUAUUUUGGCCGAGACUCCACUUUACGUCGUUAAGGGUGCACAGCACACCUUGCAUUGACGGAAUUUGGUACACGAUGCAACCCAAUCUAAGCAUCAUAGCGCGGUAUUGAGUAUCUUGUCCAUUGCAUGUACAACCCAGGUGAACCCCUCGUUGCCGGUCCAGCCAGAAAAUUCCGGCUUGGCGAAAGUGAAGAAGCAUGGCAGUAAAUCAAGGCACUUAGUGAACCCCCUGGCCUGCAUUUCAGAUUUUUGAUUCCAUAAUCCUCUAUGAUAAUAACGAGACGACAUAUCAGCUUCAGAACUGGUAUCCUGGCCUUUAAGAUUGUGCAGGACUAAUUUCUGGUUAAUUUUUGAGCCUGAAAUCGGCCAACUCUUGGCGCAUUUUCC
Babjeviella inositovora NRRL Y-12698 is the source of this 1027-nucleotide messenger RNA. RefSeq lists its product as uncharacterized. The record is from RefSeq and is a predicted model, not a curated record. The coding region runs from base 384 to 698 and encodes 104 amino acids. The transcript has a single exon. NCBI's taxonomy places the organism in Eukaryota, Fungi, Ascomycota, Pichiomycetes, Serinales.